Molecule: messenger RNA, 459 nt
Organism: Diaporthe citri
Lineage: Eukaryota; Fungi; Ascomycota; Sordariomycetes; Diaporthales; Diaporthaceae
Exons: 4
Coding region: 1-459 (152 amino acids)
Source: RefSeq, a predicted model, not a curated record
AUGGCCUUGCCCAAGAGAAUCGUCAAGGAGACUGAGCGCCUGAUGGCCGAACCUGUGCCCGGAAUCAGUGCAGUCCCUCACGAGGAGAACCUUCGCUACUUCGACGUCACCAUCGACGGCCCGGACUCCUCCCCCUAUCAAGGUGGCACGUUCAAGCUGGAGCUGUUUCUCCCCGACGACUACCCCAUGACGCCACCCAAGAUCCGCUUCCUCACCAAGAUAUUCCACCCCAACGUCGACAAGCUUGGCCGCAUCUGCCUCGACGUCCUGAAAAACAACUGGUCUCCCGCCCUCCAGAUCCGCACUAUCCUCCUCUCGAUUCAAGCCCUCCUCGGCGCGCCCAACCCAGACGACCCGCUUGCUGCAGACGUCGCCAAGUCAUGGAAAGAGGACGAGAAGGCCGCUAUCGAGACGGCCCGGGAGUGGACACAGAAAUACGCGACGGGCCAGCAGCAGUAG